Messenger RNA from Scheffersomyces amazonensis, 969 nucleotides. RefSeq names its product Pga43p (gene PGA43). The transcript has a single exon. The record is from RefSeq and is a predicted model, not a curated record. The coding region runs from base 89 to 859 and encodes 256 amino acids. Lineage: Eukaryota; Fungi; Ascomycota; Pichiomycetes; Serinales; Debaryomycetaceae.
UACAUUCAUUUAGAGAACUAAAUCCAAAGCAUAAGUUAAUAUAUACUAUUAAUUUCUUUUAAAUUAACCAACUACUUAUUAAUUAAGGAUGAUGGCCAAGACUUUAAUAUUGGCAGCUUUCAUCAAUUUAGCCGCUUAUAUUCAAAAGGCUAAUGCUCUUAACAUUAGAAAUGAUCCUAACAGGGAAUAUGGUUCAUAUGUCAAUCCAAAUCCUAGACCUUAUGAAAAGUGUCCUACUGAUGAUCUUAUAAAAUUAUCAGGAUGUUGUAACGAUGUAUUAACUAAAUUAGAUGAUUGCAAGGCUGAUGAUUUAGCCUGUGAAUGUUGUGCAUUACAAAGUAUUAAACAAGAAUGUUAUCAUCUUUGUCCAGGGAAUCCCUCUGCAAAUUUUUUAAGUGUACUUUUAGAUGAUUGUGGUGCUUUGAAUGAUGUUAAUGCUUGUUCAAUUCCAUUUAAGAAAGAUGACGAAAUUGGGACUCAAAAGAAUGGGGCAAAAUCUAUAGUUAGAGCCAAGGCUAGCAGAUUCAAUUCAGACUCUGAUUCCAACCACAAUGAAUUACAUAAUUCCGUUACAGUCAAAUCUAAAAUUGUUGACAAAUUGAACUACAAUGUUGAUAACUCUGGAAGUCAUGAAUCGAAUUCAAAGAUUAAAAUCCUUCUAGAUAAUCAUGAGAAUGAAGAAGAGAAUAACAGUCAUGAUACAAAUAUUGAAGCAGCCAUUAAACAAGAUGUUAGUGUGGUUGAGUCAAGUGUGCUCGAGUCAAGUGUGAUUGAUACAAAUUCAUCAAAAGUUAAUUUAACUACUUCGUUGAAUUAUACAACCAAUAAUACUGCUAAUGCAACGAGUAAGUUUUACUAGUGAUAAUUGGUUCAAUAUUUUAUCUCAGAGUUUACUAACUGAUCUAAUUUAGGUUGCGAAACGAAUGAAAAUACGUCUGAUGCCUCAGAUUCCAAUCAUUAUCUCACCAA